Perognathus longimembris pacificus (Pacific pocket mouse) is the source of this 1989-nucleotide messenger RNA. RefSeq names its product calcium binding and coiled-coil domain 2 (gene Calcoco2). Gene Ontology annotation, cellular component: autophagosome; PML body. Lineage: Eukaryota; Metazoa; Chordata; Mammalia; Rodentia; Heteromyidae. The coding region runs from base 1 to 1347 and encodes 448 amino acids. Gene Ontology annotation, biological process: xenophagy; positive regulation of autophagosome maturation. The transcript has 12 exons. The record is from RefSeq and is a predicted model, not a curated record.
AUGGAAAGGGCAGUAGAAGAGCCCCCCUCAUCAGCUGUCUUGCUGGAUCAUUGUCACUUUUCUCAGGUCAUCUUUAACAGCGUGGAGAAGUUCUAUGUCCCUGGAGGGGAUAUCACGUGCUUUUAUACCUUCACUCAACAUUUCAUUCCCCGUCGAAAGGACUGGAUAGGCAUCUUUAGAGUAGGAUGGAAGACUACCCGUGAAUAUUACACUUUCAUGUGGGUUGCUUUGCCCAAUGACCUAAAAAAGGACUUAGCCAAACAGCAGGAAGUCCAGUUCAAAGCUUAUUAUCUGCCCAAGGAUGAUGAGUAUUACCAGUUCUGCUACGUGGAUCAAGAUGGUGUGGUUCGGGGAGCAAGUAUCCCUUUCCAGUUCCGUCCAGAAAGUGAAGAGGACAUACUUGUUGUUACCACUAAGGGAAAGGUGGAAGAGAUUGAGCAGCACAACGUGGAGCUUUGCAAAGAAAACCAGGAGCUGAAGGACAGCUGUGCUACUCUCCAGAAGGAGAACUCAGACAUGCAGGCUGAACUCAAAAGGAAGCAGGAGGAGCUAGAAACUCUACAAAGCACAAAUAAUAAGUUAGAAGAGAAAGUGAAAGAGCAGAAGGCUUCUUGGGAGACUGAACUGCUUCAACUGAAAGAAAACAACCAGAAGGUAUCCUCAGAAAACGAGAAGAUGGGAAUCAGAGUGGAUCAGCUUCAGGCCCAGCUGUUAAUACAAGAGAAAGAAAUGGAGAAGCUUGUUCAGGGAGACCAAAAUAAGACAGAGCAGUUGCAGCAUCUGAAAAGUGAAAAUGACCAACUCUUUAUCAGUUUAACUGAACAGAAAGAGCACCAGAAGAAACUCCAGCAGACAGUGGAGGAGUUGAAGCAGAAAGAGACAACUGCAGUGAAGAAACAACAGAAGUUAACGGAUGAAAACUUUGAACUGUCAAGAGAACUAAAUGAAAGCAAGAUUUUAUUUGAUAUUUUGCAAAGAGAGAAAGAAAGAGUGGAAAAAGAAAAUAAUCUCUUGAAGGAGGAGAACAGGAGAUUGUUGAGUUACAUGGGUCUGGAUUUUGACUCUUUGUCCAUUCAAAUGCCUACUUCAGCUCAAGGAAGCACUGAACGAAAUCCAACUCUUGUCUAUGGAAACCCAUAUUCUGGUGUCCAAGAAAGUUCUGCAUCCAGUGUGCUCUCCAAGAAAUGCCUCACCUGCAAAUCAGACUUUGCUGAUGAAAUCUGUGAUCAGAGCUUGGAACAGAAGCAAACUCAAUCCCAUUCUUUGAAUUGUCCAAUUUGCUCUAAGGUCUUCUCAGCAAAAGAGAGGCAAAUCUUUGAAGACCAUGUGUACUGCCACUCUCUCUAGGUAUCCCCCUCCAGCCUGCUGGAUGUAUGCUAUACAUAGAUUUUAUAGCGUAGAAUGUAUAGCUUCUUCUAUGAGCUAUAUUAGUCAAGAUCCUGCCUAACCUGAAAUCAUUGGGGGUUUCCGGUAAAAGUAGACUUGUGCAUUAUCUGCAGAAUGGUAUUAAGUUCUUGUGGGUGACUCCCUAAGUCACAUAACUCUAGCUCAUCAGGUUCUUACCUAUAGUGCCCAUUCUUCCCUUUGGACUUCAGCACAAGAGCCCCAGGAUAGAACUGAUUGACCUACUAUUCACAACAGGCCUGAGUUUACUCUAAGGGAUUUGUCUUCCAAGUUGCCCCACUGCCAUGCAAGUCAGGCCUUGAGUGUAUUUGUACUCAGAUCUCAGUCCUAAUCCUGGGGAUAGAUUCAGAGCAGAGGUUGAGGAUUUCUUCUCAGGCCUCUUUCUCCAGUUGACUGCAUUAAAUUAGCCAAAAUCAGCAGAGAAUUCAGAUGUCCAAUUUCAAUACCAAAGAUUUCCGAUCUUUAUCUCUCAAACCCUCAAAAGAAGCAUAUUCCUGAUCCAAGGCCAGGAAAAUGCUUCAAGCACAGAAAGCCUUAAGUCCCAGCAUUUUAGAAGCUGAAGCAGGAGGAUAAAGAAUUCCAGAC